AUGGAUAACGGUACAGAAGUUGCAACGAAUGAAGGAUCUAACCAGCUCUCCACAACGAUUGUAUACACUACGUUUGGUGUAUUCGGUAUCGCCGGAAACGGCCUCGUGCUCCUUGUCAUCUUCCUAGUCGAUGAUCUCAACAGUGUUACCAAUCUUUUCAUCGCCAACCAAUCCCUGAUCGACUUCUUAACAUCGGUUUUCAUCAUCGCUUUAUAUGUCGUUCCACUGCCGCCAAUACCGAUAGAUCGACCAACUCUUGCCCGAUUCCUCUGCCGUUUCUGGUACACUGGCUAUCCCUUUUGGUCUCUGAUAGUUGCCAGUUCUCUAAACCUCACCCUAAUGACACUUGAGCGUUUUUGUGCGGUUUUCUUCCCCAUCCGCUUCCGGAGUCAGCCUAACUCCAGAUGCAUGAAGCUCAUAGCAACUCUCCCAUGGGCUAUCGGAUUCCUGUUUCAGCUCUCGUCGGGCUUCUUUGCCCAUCUCGAGGACAACAGAUGUAUCUUCACAUUUUUCUCUAACCCCCUCUUCAGGAGAGUGUUUCAACCUGUAGCCAUCUUUCUGGAAUUCAUCUUGCCUGUACUUGUGAUGCUCAUCGUGUACACAUCUAUCGUCAUAAAGCUACGAAGCGACGGAAUGCGCGCAUUUGAUUCUCCACGACUUCGAACAAGAGUUGGUGCAGCAUCAAGGCCCCAACAAGCCAUUGAUUACCGAAGUCGUGCUCGACGAAACACCAUAAAAACGAUGUUGAUCGUGUCACUCUUUUUCAUCGUAUGUUGGUCCUUGAAUCAGGUGUUAUUUAUCGUGUUCAGUUGCUGUGGCGGAGGAGUGGACCUCAACAGCUUGCUAUAUCAAAUAUCUGUUUUCAUGGGGUUCGGUAACAUGUGGAUUAAUCCUUUCAUCUAUUCGUUUCAGUACCGUUGGUUCCAGAAAGGUCUGAGGAAGGUCUUCUGCAAGAAGACAAGGAGCCGCCAUAGCAAGGAGAUGCCAACAAUAUCUACAGCUAAGACAAGUUCAAAUGAAACGGUGUCUGUUUAA
Molecule: messenger RNA, 1035 nt
Organism: Strongylocentrotus purpuratus (purple sea urchin)
Lineage: Eukaryota; Metazoa; Echinodermata; Echinoidea; Camarodonta; Strongylocentrotidae
Product: somatostatin receptor type 5-like
Exons: 1
Coding region: 1-1035 (344 amino acids)
Biological process (GO): G protein-coupled receptor signaling pathway
Cellular component (GO): membrane
Molecular function (GO): G protein-coupled receptor activity
Source: RefSeq, a predicted model, not a curated record